UAAGAGCGUAAUGUACCGUGCAAAUUAGAUGUUUUAACCACGAGUGCAACUACCAUAUAAAUACUAGACAGAGGCUCUAACUACCAUAAGUCUCUCGCAGUUCUCAGUGAUUACAGUUGACCGCUGACACAAUGAUGAUGAAAUACUUUGUUCUUCUGUGCGUGGCGUCAUUGGCGUUGGCGGAGGAAAAAUACACGGACAAGUACGAUAACAUCGACCUGGACGAGAUUCUGGACAACAAGCGGCUGUUGCAGGCCUACGUUAACUGUAUACUUGACAAGGGCAAGUGCACGCCCGAAGGCAAGGAGCUGAAAGACCACCUAGAAGACGCUCUUCAGACGGGCUGCGAAAAAUGCACCGAGUCGCAGAAGAAAGGAACCGCUAAGGUUAUUGAUCACCUCAUCAAAAAAGAGUUGCCAACCUGGCGAGAACUGACUGCCCGCUUCGACCCCGAAGGAAAAUUCAGGAAGACCUACGAACAGCGUGCGCGUGAGAACGGCAUCACCAUUCCUGAGGAAUAAACAAAACUAUCCGUUUAAUUGCACCCUAGGCACAUUUACAUGGAUGUCUAUUGGCUCUGAUUAAGUCAGAUCUGAAUUCUGGUCCCGUAAAUCCCUUAGAUAAAACUGACAGAUUUUUCUAGACCAUAGACAAUUAGACCAGAAUUCUAUUUUAGCCCAUAUCAUGCGACGUGCAUUUGCAUUUGAUGUGGUAAUAAAACUUAGCAUUAGUCCGGUAUAAAUAGGUACACAUUUCAAAAUUACAUAAAUAUUUUUACUCAUUUUUCUUUAAAUUUUGAGUAGUUACUGUAAUCUUGUCCUAUCAAAGUGUACCUACUGUAUUUGCCAUUUGCAUACAUUUACUAUAAGCACCAAGACUACGAUGAAAAUAAAUGCUUUAUUUCAAAACAUUCAUAUCACACUUUAUAGAUAGGUAUAAUAUAUCAUGAUUUAAAGAUUUUAUAUGCUUUUUAUAAAAAAAAUAUUAAAUGAUAUAGUUUGCCAAGCUUUUUAUUUAAUUUUGCUUUGCAUUUGACUAUUCUUUGUUAUUUAUAAUAUUCAGUCUACAGGUAAUCCUAAUUGCCUGCUUACUCAUGAAAGGAUAAAGGCUUAAACUCGUAUUCAUUUAUAACUGUUCGUCUUAUAACUGAAUUUCAAAAGGAAACAUACGUGUUUCUUUUUUCUAAAGAUAAGAUUUUUUUG
Molecule: messenger RNA, 1202 nt
Organism: Cydia strobilella
Lineage: Eukaryota; Metazoa; Arthropoda; Insecta; Lepidoptera; Tortricidae
Product: allergen Tha p 1-like
Exons: 3
Coding region: 132-521 (129 amino acids)
Source: RefSeq, a predicted model, not a curated record